Molecule: messenger RNA, 7774 nt
Organism: Lytechinus pictus (painted urchin)
Lineage: Eukaryota; Metazoa; Echinodermata; Echinoidea; Temnopleuroida; Toxopneustidae
Product: pappalysin-1-like
Exons: 19
Coding region: 338-5143 (1601 amino acids)
Biological process (GO): cell surface receptor signaling pathway; proteolysis
Molecular function (GO): metalloendopeptidase activity
Source: RefSeq, a predicted model, not a curated record
GCAGUGGUUUGUGACGCCACUUAAAGCGGUGUUCAUCCAGAAAGACAUAACGUGAGAGAUCGUCUAACGUAUUCUUUAGAAACAGUGCAAACAAAACGGAAGUUGGGGUAUUAACUCAAAUCCAAGAGCUAUUGACUGGCCUUUUGUUUCCUAACUAGAGCCUUUGUUACUAAUCGUUAGGGUCUUGUAACCGCAUGAUUUGAUACAGCAGUGCGCUGUUGGUGGGUGUAGACGGCGGGGUUGCCGAGAGGGAGACAGGUAGAAAAAGUAGAGAAAGAAAAGGAGAGAGAAAGGUUAUAAACAAAGAUAACCAGUCGGUCACGAGCAGAGGUGAACCAUGGUUGCAGGCAGUCGGGUUACCCCCGUGCAUUCCAUAGCAAUGUUUCAUCUAUUAAUGUUUUCCGCUGUGUUGAUUUGCAAUGUCAACGCAUCUCCGGCGGAUAGAGGUGGUCGUCAACCCAACGGGAUCUUGACUGAUGUUGAGGAUGCUGUCAGUUCCUUAGGUGGUGUUUCCAAGAGGAGAGUCAGGGAUGUCUUGAAUCGAUGUCAUAGCAGUGAAAAGCUUAAACGAGAGGACCACUCUCGAUUCCCGCGCAACACCCGAGGAUUGGACACCAUCACCUCCACGCAAGAACAAGACGCUGGUGGUUUGGGUAGAGCCCUUUAUUUCACCACAGACUCGGACCUGCUCCUCUAUAAGAGGAUAAGUGAUGCGGGCUUCUCGUUUCCAAGGCAACGCUUCACCAUGGAGAUGUGGGUAAAACCGGAAGGAGGCCAGUCCAGCCCCGCUGUUAUAGCAGAACUUUCGGAUAAAUGCAAAGCAUCCAAUAUCGUCUGGGGAUGGUCUGUAUACAUUGAUGUCCCUUCCCCUUGGAGCAUGGGAGGUGCCGAGUUCAAAUUUAGCCUUCAGACUGACCGUUCAAUCGAGAACACAACCGUCAGAUCGCAUCAACCAUAUCAGCCUAACACGUGGUUGCACGUCGCCGUUUCUUACGACGGCUGGAUGAUGAGGCUAUACCUGGACGGCGCUAUGGUUGGGGCUGCAAUUGGGCAGAGGGGUGACGUGUUUAGCAUGGUGUCCCAAAGAUGCAAAGAGUUCAGCCUAGGGGGAAGCCGAGUGCACUGGGCACCGUUUCGGGGCGCGAUCGGAAAUCUUCGGAUUUCGGAUGAAGUACUAUCACACGCAACAAUCAAAGCAUCUGCAUCGGCGCCCGGAAGAGUGUCGGGAACAGAGUUCGUCAUCUCUGAAGACUUUGAUUCUGAACUCGUCAACUGGAGUCCAAGCGAGAUGAGGGAGCCAGAGAAAGUGGUCUUUGAUGCACAGAGACACCCAUCUUACCCUCAUGUGACUACUCCGAAGUGUGGACUAACUGUUUGUGAUAACCCUGAAGUGGCUCGGAGCUACAUUAACAACCCACACCUUCGAAGUCCAGUUGUCCUCCGAUUCCGUCCGAUUGUGUUAGCAGAAGACGAUGGCUCCAAUCCGACAGUCAGUUCGGCUGAUCUUCGGAUGCAACAUCGGUUUUUGUCGGAGGCAUAUGGCGGGUAUAACAUUACAUGGCGUGACGUCGGGGUUACGGUGGUGAGAAAUUCGUCGCUAAGACGACGGUUUGUUAUAGCAGGAUGUGACCAUCAGAUUGGUAACAGAAGAUGUGACUUGGAAUGCAAAUAUGAGAUAACAGGUUAUGACGGCGGGGACUGUGAUGAAGUGAGAGCAGAUUGCCCUGACGAUCUUAAAGGUGAUGGUGUAUGUCAACCUGAAUGCAACAAGGCAUACCAUGAUUGGGAUGAUGGAGAUUGCUGUAUACCUACAAACACUACCUAUCCCAUGUCUUGUGCGGAUCCAUCAUCGCUCUCCAGGUCCUAUAUUUCCGCAGAAGAACUCAAAGCGGCUGUCAAUCUCACUAACUCUGACGCGCUGAACGUCUUCUUUGUCGACUUUGUGGACGUCGAUAUCGAAGGAUUUGCGACGAUGCCGUGGGAGGUCACCUCUCAUUCGGUUCAAGGAGGGGUAGUUAUUCAGGGCGGUGCCCGUCUUACCAACAACUCACUCAUUCACGAGAUGGGCCACGCCCUAGGCUUGCUUCACGUCCAUCACGGCGUCUCCGAGAUGAGCUGCACCGACGACUGUUACGAGCACGACGCAUCAUUGGAGAGCGGCGAUCUCGUCGAAGAUACCAAUCCGACGCCAACUAAUCAUCAUUGUCGAGAUCCUACGCCGGCAGAGAGUCGCGACGGGACGAUUUGCGGAAGCGAAGAACAGUGGCGGAUGUUUAUUGACACGCCUUUCAGGAACUUCAUGAGCUAUUCAGAUUCCUCGUGCACGAGCCACUUCACCCCUCAUCAGGCUGCCCGCAUGCACUGUUAUAUCGUCCUUAUGUACCCCUCCUGGGACCCCUCCCCCACCCCUGGGACCAUCUCCCUCCCUCCUCGGAUCAUGGAGGAAAGCCCGGAGGGUGGGUUGACGAUUGCCUGGUUGCCGCCUUUGAGCGGAAAUCAUGACGAAAAUGAGUCCCGUUGCGCCGAGUGCACGCCGGAAAACGCGUUCGUUCAGUACGCGUCCGGGGCGACAUCUCCAAAAAGGGGAAGGUUGGCGCAAGUAACUGGCUCACCGGAUGCCAAACAAUGUAGUGUCAACCAACAAGGAUGGAUGGCCUUCGCUUCGGGUAGCGCCACGUGCAACGAUUGCCUCCUCAAUCUCGAGUUCGAACACUAUGUCGUCCCUGCUCGACUCUCCAUCUGGGUCAGUUAUAUUCAUCGCUCACGUGACGUAAUCCGUGACAUCAUCCUUUGGUAUGACGACAACACAAAAGAAUCACUUGGUCCUGUAUCAGUUGACUGCGACAUCCCAUUCACCACUCGCCUCUUCACUGACAAACCCCUAGUCAGUAUCACACUCGACGUCAGCGGCCUCUACACCAUCAUCGACGCCGUACAGGUUGUCUCGAGACCUCAAGCACCCGCCUGCCAAGCCUGCACGCCACAACGAUAUCGCGUGCUUAGGGAUCCGCCAUUCGAAAGCGACGAUGAAGUCGACGAUGUUGUGGAUAACACUUGGUUCGAAGACAGAUGGAUUGAGGAGGAAGUUCAGUAUUCAUACCGCAUUAAAGCGAUAUCAGGAGAGCUAAGCGGCCUUCCCUCACCAGUGGCUAAGUACCAGAGAGGAGAUGCGUUCUGUGGCAAUAGAAGGGUAGAGAGAUUUGCGGACAUGAGCGAAGAGUGUGAUGAUGGUAAUCAUAUUGAUGGUGAUGGUUGUGACAAACUCUGUCACCUGGAAAGACAUUUCGUCUGUGAAGGCGAACCUAGCCGUUGUCGUCGUUUUAUCGGUGACGGUGUGUGUGAAGAGUUUGAGCGGACGAACAGUGAACUGGAUUGUGGUUUCUAUACGCCACCUGGAUACACUGAUCAGUGGGCUUCUAGUGCCAGCGCGAACCCGAUCUACCAGGCUCCUGAUUGCCCUGUUACACCAGUUAUCGGGAAACCAAGACAAGGCAGGGAAUGCAUCCAAGAGAUAACAGCAGACGAUGCUUGGUAUCCCUGUGGGGAAGGGCGCGAAAAUUCAACAGAUUAUUGGCUAAAGCUCGGAUUUCAGAAGCCGGUUAUUGCAACAUCCGUUGUAGUCCACAUAGCAGGUAUCAGCUUUUUCGAUUUUGACGAGUCUCAUCCUCGGAUAUCUAUAGAACUUCUCGAUCCGACAGGACUAUCUCGCAUUCAUCAAACCGACUUCAUCCCGGUUUCAUGUGAUCCGAACCAGAUUUCCUUUGAUAUAAAACAUGACCUGAGCAUGCCGUUUGUAUAUACUCAAUUUAUCAAAAUAAGACUAUCCACACCGCAAAUUGCCAUUUCGGGUAUUAGGCUUCGGUCGUAUGAUUAUUUAAAACCUGUCGCAUUGUCAAUGUGUGGUGGAAACCAAGUUUUCAAUCCGAAAUUGGGGCAGUGCAUGAACUACGAGUGCAUCAGACCGGUUGCGGAGAAACCGAGUAUUCGAAAUGCAAAUGUGACUUGUACUGGUCUUGAGGAUGGAGACACGUGUGAGGUGCAGUGCAUGCCGGGAUAUAGACCGACUAAACCAAUUAUGUUACAGAAUAUUGCCGGAAGUUGGGAGGGACCUUCGAUAAUGUGUAAGGCUGUAGACUGUGGGAUGCCUCCACUCGACUCGAGUCUGGCGAUAGCUUCCUGUCCGACCGGGACUCGGUUUGGUAGCGAGUGCAGCUUCAAAUGCAUACCACCAGCAAAAUUACAAGGCACGGAUAACACCCUUAGAUGCGAGGAAGAUGGUUUAUUCUCGCUCGCCCAGUCGUUUUGUCAGGUGUUGUGUGAUGCUCCUCCUACCCCACCCAAUUCCAUGUUGCAGAGUCAAGACUGCCGAAGUGAUGGCCAUAAUGUCGGCAGUACCUGUAAAUUCAGGUGCAAGGCUGGGUUCACGUCCGCCUACAAAAAGGGAAGACCAUCUCGAGUGGCUCGCUACCAAUGCAGCGAGAAUGCUACAUGGAUAGGGUAUGGUUGUGAACAGGUUACUUGUCCAGCUCCUAGUCUGCUUUUCCAUGGUCUAUAUAACUGUUCCAAUGCUUUCAACUAUAAGAGCCAAUGUACACUCUACUGCCCGGGUCAAAAUGCGGUUCCAAGUACAAUUACCUGCACGAAAGACGGUGAGUGGGACCAAGAGUUUACACCAUGUGAUCCUUCAAUCUCCUGUCCCGAACCAGUUCCACCACCGGAUGUCAUCAUAGACUGUCCUCAAGGCCAGCUGGCAGGUGCAAUGUGCAAGGCAAAAUGUCGUUUGGGUCGAACCUACCAGAUAGCCAUGGAGGGCGCCACCUAUAGAGAACGGGGCCUGCUGGGAAGACAUGACGUUAUCCUGUGUACCGCUGGGGGUGUUUGGUACCCUAACCUAGAUCUGACAGUUUGUCAUGAGAAAUGUUUGGAGUAUUUCAUUGGUGAUAACGAAUGUGAGAGGAGGAACAACAGAGCCUACUGCCUCUGGGACGGAGGGGCUUGCUGCCCCUCUACGGCCCCAACAGGUGAAGUCAUUACCUUCCCUGAAAACUGUGGGGAGGGAUGUGAAUGCCGUGACCCUGAUGCCAUUGAGAACAUCCGCCGUAGCAAUGGUUCAGUACGACAGCAUAAUCGACCGCCAGCCUAGCAGAUCCCAAUCCAACUCGUCGACUCAGUGGAAGGAUGAUAAGACAGUCAAAAUAACUUUCAAUGAGCAGGAAUUUUUGUUCAUAAAAUGUUUUCAAAAUGCACAAGAAUAUUCAGCAAUAAUUAAAACCAUUAAUUAUAGAAUUUAAUAUUAUGAUCACCAUAACAAUAAAUAAUUAAUUAGGGCCUAUAAUUAUUUGAAUUAAAAUUGAGCUUUUAGAUAAUAAAAGGGUAUCAAUUAUUUAUCAAGAUCUUUAAUUUGACAACAGGAAGAUUAUCAUUAUAUGUGAGUGUAAUUUUAUUUGCAUUAUACUUUGGUACAAUUAUUACACAGAUGAACUGGUAAACUAUGUAUUAUUAACCCUAAAUAGACUGCGAUCGUGACAAAAAUUGGCAAGCGCGUUACCCAUGGCAUAAUCUAUAAAACUAUAAGAUCAAAUUCUGCUAAAAAUCUCUUUGCUAAUUAAUUAUGCUAAUUUAUGCAUAAAAUUAAAAUUUGGCUCUAAUUAACUAAAUAAUGCCCCUAAAAUGCUAAUUAUUGGUUCACAGACUCUUUAUAAGAAUCUGAUCAAAUUUAUUUCAAAAAUUUCAAUAUCAUAAUUAUUUUCUUGGUGGUCAAAAAAAUUUGAACGUUGGAUUUAUUGCGAAAAAUGUCAAGGGGGGGCUGAACCAGACCCCCCCCCCCCCCCCCCGUCUUGUUAAGGUUAAGAUUCUUGGAGAUAAGUCUACUGUAAACUAGUACUAUAAUGGUAUAAACAGUUGAAUAAAAUUGGCAUCUUGACUCGCAGAAAUGAUAAUUUUUCACUAAAUUAAAAAAAAUUAAAUAAAUUGAAAUAUCAAUCUUGCCACAGAAUGUUUUAACAAUGCAUGUCAUAUAAAACAAAAUUCCAUUUAUUUUUUAAGAACGCUGCUAAUGCACAAAAAAUACAAGGUCAGUUUUAAGUACACCUAUUGCGUACAUUUGUAUAUAUUUUUAGAAGAUAAUUUCAUGUAUUCUAUUUUCUCUGGGAAGUUAAUUUUCAACACAAACCCCUAAAACCAACUUGACAGGGGUUUUAACUUGAGAUGAUUCAAGAUAAUACUAUUAGUAUUGUCUCUGAAAAAUGAGAGAUCACUUGUAAAUGUUUAUUUCCAUAUUGAGUUGUUUUAUAAGAUAGUCCAGAGUUUCUUGAAGUCUUUCAUAUUCAUUUUAAUAAUAUCUUAAUUGUAAAUACAACUGGAAUUAUUUUGAGGGCUGUACAAGUUCAUUUGGGUGUAUAGAGCAGUGGUAUGUAGCUAAUAGUUGUUAUGGGAAUGACUUUGAAAUAUAAACUGUAUUUUAAUUUUAGUACAUGUAUUAUCAUUUUUUAUCAAAGAAUGUCUUUAGGUUUUACAUCACGCUACAGUUUAAAACAUAAAUAUACAUUGGAUAAGUUUCAUAAAAUCUUGGUAUGUACUAGAAUUAUUUCACAAUGCUCUUGGCUUGCCCAAUCGAGAUUGUACUCCGUCUCUAUGGUACUAUUUACCCUAUUGAAAAUUAUUUAUAAAAAACUAUUCAGUAUCUCAGGCUACAGAGGUUCAAAAGCUUUCCAUGGGCAAUAUACUUUCAUAUUUAAAGAUAUUUUUUUCUUGGAGAUUAUUGAGGUAGUUCUAUUAACAAUUCAUUUUCCCCUAAUUCAUUCUUUCAUGCAUACUAUACAUUUAUUCAUCCAUCUAUCAAGUCAUUCAUUCAUUCCUUUAUUCAUCUAUCCACAAAUCCAACCAUUCAUAUGUUCAACUAUUACGUAUUCGUUCAUUCAUUGUUUCAUUCAUUCAUUCAUUUGUUCGUUCAUUCAUUCAUUCAUUCAUCCAUCCAACUAUCUAUUCAUUUAUCCAUUCACACAUUCAUGAAAUACAAUACUUUUAGUCCAAUCUGCAUACUUUACUACAUGUAUGUCUGAAAAGCCUCAGAAAAAUUUCAUAUCUUUAGAAACAAUAUGUAUCAUCAAAAGUAAACCAAAACUUGAACUACUAAAAAAAAAAACAAUUCUAAUCCAUGGUAAUUCCAUUGAAAAAGAAAAUGGUCUUAUUGACCAUAUUUGAGAUGUUAGCGAACUUGAGCCUCUUAGGGGAUGUCGCAAGAAUAUAUUUGCGAUCAAUUGCAAAUAUUCUGUUGCAAUGUUACAACAACUGAUAGAUCAACGUUAGCUGCAGCAAAUCAGAUGAAACUUCUUGUUUCAAGGUGCAGAUUAGCAAUCAAUUACUAAUUUGCAAUUAACUACAAGACAUGUGAUUGAUUUAGGGACCAAAAAUAAACUUGCAAUUGAUCGCAAGUUUCUUGCAACAGCCCAUUAGUGGCCAGAACCACCAGGAAAUAACUAAAGAUGCCAGAAUAUUUUGAUUAGACAAAGAGUUGCGGGAGGAGUUAUUAUACACAAACCAUGGUUUGUACCUCUCAACCGUUGCCUAUCAGUAAAGAGUUUUUAAAUCCAAUCAUUCAUUUGAAUAACAACAUUCUCGCUCGAGGUAAAAUCUACUUUCGUAUUGAUUUUGUUUUUUAUCAUUAAUAUUUUGGAAAUUAUGUUGAAUAGUUAUAUUUCUAAUUCAGUUCAUAUAUCUUCUCAAUCUUCUUAUUAAACAAUAAAUUGUGUUCAAAACUGUGGAAGAACUGUUA